AUGCUGCACAUUGCCUAUAACUUGGACUUUAAGAAAUGGUCGACUAAAAAGCCCGAGGAGAAAAUUUCCAAAGACAACAGAGACGCUGACAAGGGGAACGCGACUGUAGUACUAAAUACCGUAGACUACGAAAAGAAAAUUGGUGAUCUGCUAGACCCCAAAACAUACAAAAAGUUGCAACAGGACCCAACCAACCGCAUCCUAAAGAAAACAAAUACGUUAAUCAAGAAGUCAUCUAUCGAACCAGAAAUCCAGCGAAAACUAAGCAAUUCGGAGGCAUUACCACCAAGAUUAUAUGGAUUGCCAAAAAUCCAUAAAGAGGCAGCACCCUUGAGACCCAUAGUUAGCGCUAUAGGUUCCCCGACUUACCAUCUCGCUAAGCAUCUAACCAAACUCCUUGAACCACUCAUAGGGAGGACAGCAUCACACAUCAAGGACUCGACUCAGUUUAUACAGAAGAUCAAAAACAUCACAUUGUCACCCAAAGACAUAUUAGUGAGCUUCGAUGUUGUUUCUUUGUUCACUAUGGUGCCAGUCAAAGAGACUUUGGAUUUAAUAUCUGCACGUUUUCGGAAUGAUGUCACAGAACUUUUCCGACACUGCUUAACCACCACUUAUUUCCAAUGGAACAAGGAGUUUUAUGAACAAGUUGACGGUGUAGCCAUGGGAAGCCCAUUAAGCCCGGUCAUAGCAAAUUUUUUCAUGGAAAAGUUUGAACAGCAGGCAUUAAAUACUGCCCAAAAGAAGCCCAAGUGUUGGUUCCGCUACGUGGACGACACAUUUGUAAUAUGGAGCCACGGCGAAAAGGAGCUUCAAAUCUUCUUGGCGCAUCUCAAUUCCAUUAACAAUAAAAUAAAAUUUACCAUGGAGACAGAAAAGGACGGCAGGUUGGCAUUCUUAGAUGUGCAGGUAGAAAGGCGACCAAAUGGAAAAUUGGGUCAUAAAGUUUAUCGAAAACCCACUCACACGGAACGUUACCUGUACAAAUUAUCUAAUCACCAUCCGAGACAGAAAAUGGGGACCCCCCGAGGUAAAUUUGGGUUUAAAAUCGAUGAUUCGGGAUUUAUCAGGCCGACCCGACCCCACACCCGCCACCAUUUCGACCCGUCGAUACACGCGAAGGAUGCGGAGACUGCGAAUUAUUUUUUCUUUGCCUUUUGA
Cylas formicarius (sweet potato weevil) is the source of this 1161-nucleotide messenger RNA. RefSeq lists its product as uncharacterized. The coding region runs from base 1 to 1161 and encodes 386 amino acids. The record is from RefSeq and is a predicted model, not a curated record. NCBI's taxonomy places the organism in Eukaryota, Metazoa, Arthropoda, Insecta, Coleoptera, Brentidae. The transcript is spliced from 3 exons.